AAUGUAGCAAUCUGAAUUUGAAUCAAAGUUCAAUGAAGAAAUUCAAUUCAGAGAUCUUAGGUAUCUAGAAAUUAAAGCUGAAAAGACUUAAUAAGAAAAAUAGCAUUUCAAUUUAUUUAGAAACAUAGAAAACAACCAAAUCAAGGCAGUUUAAGAUUUAGAAACGCUUUACGAGAAGAAAAUAUUAAUUGAGAAUGAGAAAUACCUUCAAUUGGAGCAAAUUUUAAUCGAGGAAAGGUAGAAAUUUCAAACAAACAUGAAGGAAUUAGAGUAUGAUUGUUAAAAAUAAAUUAAAGAGAUUAAACAGAUUUUUCUAUAGGAUUUAUAAUUUCUCUACGAUGCUAUAAUUUCAAAUAAAAAUGAGAGUUAGACAGAGAAAAAACUCAACGAUAAAAUUGAGUUGGAUGGGGAAUUAGAUAGUGGAUUUCUAGACAUUUAUACUUAAAAAUUAUAUUAAAGAAUCUACGAAUUAGAGAAAGAAAUCCAAUCAAAGGAUAAGUAACUAAUGAUAUAUAAAUCUGAUAAAUAUAAUUGCAAAGAAGUUGAUGUAGUUCAAUAACAAUUGGAACUAGAAAUAUUAAAAUAGAAGGAGUCUGAAAAAUUCAUUUAAGAAUUAUAAAAUUAAAAUAAAGAAUUAAUGGAGAAGAUCAAUUUGCAUGAACAAGAAUUAUCUCAUUGCAAUGAUCAAAUUAAAUAAUUUCAAAAGUAUAUAGGAGGAUUACAGAAAUCAAAAUUGGUACUAAGUUAUAAAACUUAUGAAAUGUAAACUGAAAUGGAACCUAAGGAUAAGAAGAUUAGAGAAUUGUUAGAAAGUAUACCAAAAUUAGAAGACGAAAUAAAUGAAUUGUCAAACAAAUUAAAGUAAUAUGAAGAAAAAGAUAAGAAAACUAGUAAUCAAAUCAAAGUUAUGAACGAAGACAUUGAUAAAUUAAAAUAAAAUUGUAAGAAAUAUUAAGACUUAUCAAAAUAAAUAACUAUGGAUAUAUAUAAUUGCUAUCAUGAGAAGAAAGAAAAAGUAAUCUUCUCUAUUAAAUUUAGGAAUGGGUAGAUUUUAUUAAGUAAAUGUACCAAAAAUACCUGAGUAAAAAUGAUAAGUAUGACGUUAGAAAUCCAGAAAAUGUCACUGAAUAAGACAAAAAGGCAGAAAUAUCCAUCAAACUAUUUACUAAGGAUAUCACUUCCAUGAUUCACGAAUUUAGAGAAUCUGUAAUCUAUUCCAAUUUAAUUAGGAUUGGCCCCAACAAUUAAAACAAUUGUAUUAAAAACAUUUCACCGGUGAAAUCACUAAUGAAUUAUGCAGACAGAAUCAAUUUUUAGUCAAAUCCUCUUAAGAGAAUGAUAAAAAAUUUAAGAAAUUAUUAUUGUGGAGAGAUUAAGAAAUCUAUCUAAAAACUCAGGAAAACACACAUCUUUUAACUCAUUUAAAUUAGGUGCUUGAGAGGAAAAAGAGUUUGGAAGCUAAAUUAGCUAAGUAGAUAUCAUAAUAUGAAUCCUUACUUAAGACACAAACUAGAGCCAAUUCUUUGAAAUAAUAUGAACAAAAGCGUAAGAGUCAUCAAUAUGAAGUAAUAUAUUGAGCAUAUAAGGGAAAGAAUAGUGCAAUUUUGUAAGAUGAAUCCAAUUGGCAACAUUUAAACCAAUCAGUUGAUUUGGUAAAUGGGUAAAUCACAAAUAAAUUCCCAAAAAAAGGUAAGUUAAUAAGGGGUUAAAAUUAUAACAAAUAAAACUUAUCUCGGUUUGAAUAACAACGCCAAUCAGAUUUAGUCACUUAAAUAGAAAUCUUGUAAACUAAAAAUCAAUGCUUAGAGCAAUAGAUCAAAACUUUAAGGACCAAACUGAUUGAAGCUGGCCUUGAUGAAGAAAUAACACAAACUAACACCUAAAGACCUUACAGCUAGAAAGUAAAAAGAAUGUGAUCA
Paramecium octaurelia is the source of this 1919-nucleotide messenger RNA. The record is from the annotation of a GenBank genome assembly. Lineage: Eukaryota; Ciliophora; Oligohymenophorea; Peniculida; Parameciidae.